AUGGGUCGUAACCGCAGCCGUUCUCCACGGAGGGAGCGCAGGCGGUCCCGGUCCACAUCUCUUAAGAGAGAACGCAGGCGCCGAGAAAGGUCCCGGUCCCGGGAGAGAGAUCCUCGACGGAGCCACUCUGGAUCUCCGCACAGAAGAGGCUCCACAUCCCCAAGAUGGCAUAGAUCCACAUCUCCUUCCCCUUCUCCACUAAAAGAAAGAAGAGAUGAGGAAAAGAAAGAAACAAAAGAAACAAAGAGCAAAGAAUGUCAGAUUACUGAGGAGGGCUUAGAGGGCAAAACAGAGGAAGAAAUCGAAAUGGUGAAGUUAAUGGGAUUUGCCUCUUUGGACUCCACAAGAGGGAAAAAGGUGGACGGCUCUGUAAUAAAUGCCUAUGCCAUAAAUGUAUCUCAGAAGAGGAAGUACAGGCAGUAUAUGAAUCGAAAAGGCGGAUUCAAUAGACCUUUGGUUCCGUUCUCAUUGCAUGAGAACUAAAAUGUUA
Lynx canadensis (Canada lynx) is the source of this 490-nucleotide messenger RNA. RefSeq names its product U4/U6.U5 small nuclear ribonucleoprotein 27 kDa protein-like. Gene Ontology annotation, cellular component: precatalytic spliceosome. NCBI's taxonomy places the organism in Eukaryota, Metazoa, Chordata, Mammalia, Carnivora, Felidae. The record is from RefSeq and is a predicted model, not a curated record. Gene Ontology annotation, biological process: RNA splicing.